Argentina anserina (silverweed cinquefoil) is the source of this 1709-nucleotide messenger RNA. RefSeq lists its product as uncharacterized. The transcript has 8 exons. Bases 79 to 1194 code for a protein of 371 amino acids. The record is from RefSeq and is a predicted model, not a curated record. Gene Ontology annotation, cellular component: cytoplasm. Lineage: Eukaryota; Viridiplantae; Streptophyta; Magnoliopsida; Rosales; Rosaceae.
GCAAAAGCUCCAAGUGCAAGAAGUUACAGUAGUAUUGUAGCCGUUGUUGUUCGGCAAAGCUAAGUUGUAGUUUGAGUGAUGGCGAAAGUUCUAUUAGGCAUGCCAGGACCAUGGGCUGAUGAUUUUCAUGAAUCAGCUGAUCAUUAUACAACAAAAAUCGGUGGAGUACCUGAUUGGCCACUUCCUAAGGAAUCCUUGCCACCGAACCUGCUAGAGUGUGGUGCUUGUGGAAGUAAACUAUCUCUUGUUGCGCAGGUUUAUGCUCCAGUUUCAAGUAAAGACUUACAAGUUGAAGAGCGUACUCUUUUUGUUUUUGGCUGUCUGAUGGCAAAGUGUGGGAGCACUCCUCUAAGCUGGCGAGCUCUUCGUCUUCAAAAACCAGGCGAUGUAGAGCAAUCAAGUACCAAAUCUCAGGAACUGAGACCUAUGGCUUCACCAUCUGUAUCGGUUUCAAACAAAAGCUGGUGGGAGGAUUUGGAUGAUGAAGAUGAAGAUAUUGAUUUGGAUGAGUUGAGUAAAGCACUUAACGAUGCUGCGAGCUGCACAUCUCAUACCAAAAAACCACAUGCAAAUGAAUGUAGUAAGCCUGUGACAAAACUGUCACCUUCAAGUCAGUUGGAAAAAGUAGCAGACGCAAAUAUACAUGUGCUGCCAUGUUUUUAUCUAUACACUCAAGAAGAGCCAUCUUCAAAGGAUCUUACUUCCAUGUGUUCAAACUACUCAUCACUUUCCAUGAAAAAUAACUCAAAUGAUGAGGAUGACCAUGUACAGAGUGAAACAUGGGCAGAGGAAGCGUAUGAAUAUGAUAAAGCUUUAACAGCAGACAGGACAUACCUUAAGUUUAAGAAACGGUUGGAUGCAAACCCAGAACAAUGUUUCAGAUAUUCAUAUGGUGGAAACCCCCUCCUAGCUACACAGGCCGAAGGCGACCCUGAGAGAUGUACAUUGUGUGGUGGACCAAGGCAUUACGAAAUGCAGCUAAUGCCUCCAUUAUUAUAUUUUCUUCAAGGAGCUGCUGAUGAUUGCCAAAGACAGUCCCUGGAGAACUGGAACUGGAUGACACUUGCAGUAUAUACUUGUUCCCAGAGCUGUUCUCAAUAUAUUGAUCAAGGAAAUUCCCCGGCGAACUGGCUCGUGACAGAGGAAGCUAUUUUUGUACAACUGGAGCAAUCCUUUGCCCAGGUAGCCGAAUAAAGCUAUAAAUCAUAAUCCGCCAUUCUUCUGGGAUACAAGACAGUGAAGACACAGUACACUCCAUAGAGUAAUACAUGUGAGAGGGCAGUGGGGGGCAGCCUUCUUAACUUUGCUACUGAUGCGGUUGUUGUGUAGCAUUGGCAUGCAACUGAUGGUAGACUAAAGUUUUGCUUGUUGAUUAGAAUAGUUUCGGUUGUUGAAGAGCUCAAAGAAUUUGGAUAUACCUGUAGAACAUAUUGAAUGUAGGUAAUGUCGAUGAGUUUACAAGUCUGUCGUGUCAUGAACAGUGUUUGUGAAACUGUUACAAAGCUGUAUAUGUUGUGUGAAGGGGACAUGGCAAUGCCCUUAAAAGUGCAAGAUGAGCAGUGUUAGGAUCAACUGAAGCUGGCAGCUAGCUUAGAGUUUAUAUGAGAUAAUAAGCCCUCAUCAUUGCACGCGAUGGAGGCUUGGAUUUGGCAACUGCCCUGACGGAAGGAUUCUAAUCCUUUCAAUAGACAGCCGAAAACAUUUAUCGG